Molecule: messenger RNA, 1335 nt
Organism: Oikopleura dioica
Lineage: Eukaryota; Metazoa; Chordata; Appendicularia; Copelata; Oikopleuridae
Source: the annotation of a GenBank genome assembly
AUGAAUUCAUCCAUCAGCCUCGAAGAACCCUGCAUAUCAAAUGUCUCCCGCGAAGCAAUCGAGUCGUUCCGCUACUUCGGAUCCACCAUUGCCGCCUUUGACAUCGUCGUUGGAACGAUCGGAAAUUUAAUGACAAUUUUGGCCUUCUACAGAUGUCGAGCGCUGCACACGCCCUACAACGUUUUCAUUGUCAAUCUUUCUGUCAUCGAUUUGGUCACGGCGAGCUUGAUGAUGCCGUUCAACUUGACCGCAUUCGUCUACUUCUGCUGCGGUUAUACUUCGAUUGUGUGCCUGAUGGCGAUCACUUUUAAUCGAUUUGUUAUCAUUAUUCAUCGCGAUAUGUAUGUGACGCUCUUUUCGAAAAGAAAUGUGACGAUUUUGGUGAUUUUAUCUUGGCUUAUCGCUCCAGCAUUCAUGUCCCCCGUACUUUUCAAACACAACGGUCAUUCAAUUGUCAGUUGGAAUGAAGAUCAAUUUCUUUGCACCUUCGUUCGCUCAGAAAUGACAAUCUGGUGGCUGGACUACAUGCUCUUUUGUCGGAUUUUCUUCCAAUUUCUUCCUUGGAUCUUCAUGGUCAUUUGCUACUCGACGAUUUUCGUCAAAGUUCGGCAGCAGGAAGAACAAAUGGCGACGUACAAGACCGCUAAUUCGACCGCGACGAAGAAGCCCUGUAUUUACGACACAGAAGAUUCUGUCUUUUCCGAAUUUCGCCGAAAAACCAUCGGUGAACGACUCAAGGGAAUCCGCGCGACACUUAGGCGAACAAUCCGCAUCAAAUCUGCCAAUUCUACGCGGCAGAGCAAGCCGCAAAUCACAACCUCAAGUGAACCACCUUCCAGUCAAUUUCCGACAUCAACUGUUUCACACGCCGACUCAGCAGCUACUGGAAAAACACUACUGGCAGCUUCUGAUUGUCUGGCAUCGCCCGAAUUAAGCACGGAAAAUAUCUCAUCUAACUUUUCAAAAGCUGCAUCAACAAUAACCCUCCCAAAUACCUCAAAAUCCACCGUCACCGUUGCAAAAUCUUCAUCAACCCAUCUCCUCACUCCUCCAGUUUCGUCUGGCCCGCGCAAUAGUCACAAAAAGCGAGCAGAUACAAAAUUGCUCAUUUGCUCGGUCACCAUUUGCUCCAUAUUUAUCUCGCUUUUCUUACCGUCUGUCAUUUUAAACUUGAUACAGGGCUGUUUGGAUCCAAGAUUACAUAUGGCGGCGAGCAAUUUAACCUGGCUCAACAGUUGCGUCAAUCCGAUUGUGUACGCGAUGAUGAACACUCGUUUCAGAAAAGAGUAUAUAAAGAUACUUUCUGACGCAAAAAGAUGGCUGCUAAGAAGAUGA